UGAAGCGACUCUCAAUUUUGCUGUGAUUCCAAUUUAAUUUAGUUGAAUCAUUAGCUUGUGGACAUCAGACUUAAGUAGACGUGUUGUCGUUGCGGGUAAAAAAAAAUAAAAUAAUUGUAAAUUUUCUUAUUUGGUUGUUUUAGUUUCGAGGUCGAGUAUAAGAAAAAAGUUUUUAAAACGUUUAUAAUUUUUUAAAAUAAAUCGAUAAAGUUUAAUAUUAAUUUAUAAAAUAGGUUUUCAAAACUUCAAAAAUAAAUAGAGUGUAAAAAGAAUAUUGAAUUUAGUAAAAGAAAAAAUAAAAAAUUAUUUUUAAAAUUUUCAAAUAUGCAUAAAAUAAAAUCAAAUUUAAUUUUUAAUAUAAAAGAAAUUUUAAUUUGUAAUUUGAAAAAUAAAAAUGUUUAAAAUAUUUUGUCUUCAAUUUUCAAACAUUUGAGUAACUAUGGUUAAUAACUAUAAUAAAAUAUUUUUAUACAUCUGUAAGUAAUUAUUGUUAAAAAUCGAUAAGCUCGUAUAGUACAAAAUAAAUUCGUAUUAUAAAUAAAAUAAAAUUAAAUUUAUAAAAAUAAUAAUAAAAAAGACGGAUUUUAAUGAUUUUAUAUUUAUUGAAUUUAAACUUAUUACUCUAAUAUUGAAUUGAUCGGAAAAGAAAUAAAAAAGCAAAAAUUAAUAAUUUAAGGAAAAUGACAGCAAGCCAUAUGCAAUUACAACAACCUAGAUUGGUUAAACCUAUUGGUUUACCAACUAAUGGAUCUCGACAAUUUUUACCAAAUUCAUUUUCAUUUGAUACUCCACCACCACCAGCAGUUGCAGCUGCUAUUGCAACAGUUGUUAAAACAGUACCGAGAACAAUAGGUACAAGGCGUUGUCUUUUUGGCAAACCCGAACCUGGUUCAAUUAAAGCAAUUUACAAAGAAGAGGUAGAACGCCAGAGGCAAAUUACAAUUAAUAGAUUUGGAUUUGAUGUUAAAACAGAAAAAUUUGUUAAUAAUACAGAUGACAAAAAUUCGAAUACAAAUAUUAGUAAUAAUUUAAUGACUGAUACCAAUAAUGUUGAACCAUCAAUUUCAGCAUCAUCUUUAUCAUCACCAUCAUUAACUUCAUCAUCAUCUUCAAUAUUACAAAACAAAGACGAAACGUUAAAUGUACAAGAACAACAAGAGAAAAUAUCUACAUCAAUUUCAGAACAGCUUUCAAGUGAUAAUAGUCUUAAUAAUAAUUAUAAUAACGUUAAUAUAAAUAAUACUGAUUAUAUUAAAAAUAACGAAGAAAAUAAAAAAGAAUGUCCUAUUGAUAGUAAUAGUAAUAAUAAUAACAAAGUAACAUCAGUAAUAAAUUGUGAUGAGGCCAGAGGCAAUAUAUAUAAUAAUAUUAAUAAUAAUAAUUGUGAAACUACAUCAAUAACAACAACAAAAUUGAAUUGCAAUAAUAAUAAUAAUAAUAAUAAUAGCAAUGAAUGUGAUUUUUAUUCGUGCAAUCAGAAUACAAAUAAUUUAUUAAAUAACAAUAAUAUUAUUAAUAAUAAUUAUAAUGAUAUAACGGAAGCAAUAUUAUCAUCAUCAUUACCUUCAUCACCGUCAUUAUCAUUAUCACUGAUUUCACCAAUGAAAUCAAUUAAAAAAUCAAGUGAAAAGAAAAGUGAAAGAACGCAACCCUAUUUAAAACAGAGUAGAAUAACUGAAUACAAAUUUCUCGUUAAAAAAUCACUCACUUUCAAUACAAAUGAUAAGCCGAAGCCUCAGAAAGCAAUAAUUCAUAAUCUUUAUAAUAACAAUAAUCAUCACCAUCAUCAGCAAUCGUCGCAUAUUAGAGAAGAUGUAAUUGAAGACAAUGUCAUUUCAUGAGGAGUUCUCAUAUUAAUGAAUUCAAAAAAAAGGACAUCUUCUUUUUUUUUUUUUAAUACAAAACAAACAAUGAAAAUUUUAACAUUUAAUUAUGCAUACCAUAAUUUUUUCUAAUAAGAAUAAAAAAAUGACGAAAAUUUAUAGAAAUUAGAAUAUAAAAUGUAAAAAAAAAAAACAGGAAAAUAGUCCAUACGAAUGAUAAAUACACAUUUAUGAAUACACUCACACACACACUUGCAUGAAUCAAGAAAAUAAUCAAGAUAAUUUUGAAAAAGAAACCAUGUUUAAUCCUUGUCAAUCAUAGAGAAAGAAAAAUUUAAGCAUAGCAUUUUUGUGUACAACCAAGAUUUUUCGAGUCUUAUAAAAAAGAAAAAAUGUUGCACAAACGUUUGAAAGAUGUCGCUCAAAAUAAAUUACAUAGUAUAAGUGAAAAUAAAUUUUUAAUUCUUUCCAUAACAUUUUUUCAUAAAUUUCAAAAAAAUAAAAAUCAAAGAACUUCUUAAACUAGAAUUGCUAAAGUAGAAGAAUUUAUAUGAAAAGUUAAAAUCGAGGAUUCAAAAGUAAAAUGGUUAAACGCCCACGC
This is a messenger RNA of Condylostylus longicornis, 2424 nucleotides long. Its product is annotated as GATA zinc finger domain-containing protein 4-like. Bases 681 to 1841 code for a protein of 386 amino acids. The record is from RefSeq and is a predicted model, not a curated record. NCBI's taxonomy places the organism in Eukaryota, Metazoa, Arthropoda, Insecta, Diptera, Dolichopodidae. The transcript is spliced from 2 exons.